AUGACAAAAAUUCAAAAAAAGAAACAAAGAAUAUUAGCAUUUCGGAGGCAGAAGUCGAAAGACCAUAACUCUCGACAUGAAUCAUAUGGACUGACAGGCAAAGAGUUAAAGACAAAAAGCAUUAGUGUACCGCAGCAAUCUAUUUUAAAGGAAUAUUUAAGCAAAGAAGCGGCAGAUAAUGAAUUAGUUCUGCGUAAGUUAAGUUUAGUAAAACAUCCAUCGGGAUUGCAGCGUAAAGAGGCGUUGAAUACUUUAAAGGAUUUAUUGCGUAAAUCGGAAUUUGAAACGAAAAUAUGGACAUUAAUAAUUAAAACGACGAUUCCGUUGAUGAUUGAUGAGGAAUCGGGAGUUCGUGGGGCAUUACGAUCGUUAUUAUUAACAAUAUUUACGGAGAAAGAGGAAUUAAUUGAGCCACAUAUACUUUUUAUGAUAUUAUAUAUUCAUUCGGCAAUGACGCAUAUUUUGCCAGAUGUACGAAAUGAUUCAACGAAAAUUUUAGCCUGGCUUUUGGAGAUACAGGGGGAAUGUGUAGUUAAAUAUGCAUGGGAGAAGUUUUUGAAUACGUUUUCUGUUUUAUUUGGGUGGAAAAAUGAAGAAAAUACUGCAAAUACUGCAAAAACAGUUCUUCUUUUUAAACCGACGUUUUCGCAGGAAUCAAGAUAUCAACAUUUUAAAGCGUUUGAUAUUUUUUUAAAAAAAGGUCUUUAUUCUAAUAAAGAAAAUGAUCACGUGAUUCCCAAUAUAUAUAUAAAUCAAACAAGAUAUUUAUCUGGAAUCAAUCAUCCUAUGGUUUCUAAAUAUUUAGGUCGACCUUUAAAGUCAUCUCCAUAUUUUCAUCUUUCUUUAUUUUCUCAAGUGAAUAACAUAUCUAAAAAGGUGUAUAAAGAUGUAUGGUCUCGAUUAAUGUUAUUCUAUUCAUAUCUUCCUGGUUUGUUGUCUUAUCUUCAAGGGACAUGGUUCGAAUUAUUGCCAUCGUCGAUGGAUUCACUAUCUUUCAUUACGAUUAAAACAUGUAUUCUUAUUAUAUCAAUAUUAGAUCAUAUAAAUUUAGUUUUAAAAAAGGUGAAGGUAGAUGAUUCAUUAUUUGAGCAAAAUUUAAAAAUAUUCCAUGAUUUUAUUGCAAGAAUCGAAUAUACGAUGCAAGAAUUUAAAAAUAAUAACGAAAGUGUCGAAUUAUGGAAAUAUUGGGUUAAAACGGGUUUGCAUAAAAAAUAA
Messenger RNA from Pneumocystis carinii B80, 1215 nucleotides. RefSeq lists its product as hypothetical. NCBI's taxonomy places the organism in Eukaryota, Fungi, Ascomycota, Pneumocystomycetes, Pneumocystales, Pneumocystaceae. Gene Ontology annotation, biological process: rRNA processing. The record is from RefSeq and is a predicted model, not a curated record. The transcript has 4 exons. Bases 1 to 1215 code for a protein of 404 amino acids. Gene Ontology annotation, cellular component: nucleus.